UUGGGCAGAAGGCUGGUGUAAUAGAAACCAGACACAAGUCAGUAUGUGAGGCAUUCGCAGCAGCAAGAGCUCACUUCUGCACAGAGUGGGAAAACAGGAUUUAAAGGAAUUGUAGUCCAAUAAGUUUAGACACUGCUUUGACUCUUGUCAGGCUGGAAGCUAUUAAUAAGAGGGAGAGAGGACAUUAGGAUGGAAGAGGUAUUAUAUGGAUCAGGCUGUGCAGGAGAUAUCUAGGGAGGGCAAAGGAAAACUUCAGAAUGGGACAUGCAUGUGCAGCUUUUUCAGAUUCUAGUUGAAAAGCUUGUAAGAGCAACAUGAGCUGGAGCUUCCUCACUCGCCUCCUGGAAGAGAUUCACAAUCACUCCACAUUUGUGGGGAAAGUGUGGCUGACUGUGCUCAUCAUCUUUCGUAUUGUGCUCACAGCAGUUGGAGGUGAGUCCAUCUACUCAGAUGAGCAGACAAAGUUCACCUGCAACACCAAGCAGCCAGGCUGUGACAACGUGUGCUAUGAUGCCUUUGCUCCCCUCUCACAUGUUCGCUUCUGGGUCUUUCAAAUCAUCAUGAUCUCCACUCCCUCCAUCAUGUACAUGGGUUAUGCCAUCCACAAGAUAGCCCGAACCUCAGAGGAGGAGUGCAAAAAGCAUAAGAGGCUACGCAAGAAGCCACCUCCUCACUCAAGAUGGAGAGAAAGUCAUCAACUAGAGGAUGUUUUAGAAGAGGAGGAAGAUGACGAUGCCGAGCCAAUGAUCUACGAGGCUACGUUGGAGGUGCAGGAGGCAAAGCCUGAACCAGUAAGCAGUACUAACAAAGUCCCACCAAAACAUGACGGCCGCAGAAGAAUUGUGCAAGAAGGCCUGAUGAGAAUCUAUGUUCUUCAACUCAUGUCACGAGCCAUUUUUGAAAUCGCUUUCCUUGCUGGACAGUAUCUCCUCUAUGGCUUUCGUGUUAGUCCCUCAUAUGUGUGCAAUAGGGUACCCUGUCCACACAGAGUGGACUGUUUCAUCUCUAGGCCUACUGAGAAAACAAUCUUCCUCUUGAUCAUGUAUGUGGUAAGCUGUCUUUGUCUAGUGCUGAAUGUGUGUGAGAUGCUUCACCUGGGAAUCGGUACUUUUCGGGACACCUUGCGCAUGAAGAGGAACCGUGGCCGCCGUGCUAUGUCCUACGGCUAUCCAUUCUCUCGCAACAUCCCAGCUUCACCGCCAGGGUACAACCUUGUGAUGAAAACAGACAAGCCUAGCAGGAUCCCCAACAGCCUCAUCACCCACGAGCAGAACAUGGCCAAUGUGGCUCAAGAGCAGCAGUGCACCAGCCCAGAUGAAAACAUCCCUUCUGAUCUUGCAAGUCUGCACCGGCACCUACGGGUUGCACAGGAACAGCUUGAUAUGGCCUUUCAAUCCUAUCAAACCAAAAACAACCAACAAACCUCCAGAACCAGCAGUCCUGUAUCUGGGGGCACCAUGGCAGAGCAAAAUCGGGUCAAUACAGUCCAGGAGAAAGAAGGAGCCAGGCCAAAGUCAGCCACAGAGAAGGCUGCAACCAUUGUAAAAAAUGGAAAGACUUCUGUCUGGAUCUAGUGAUUAAUCUAUUUUAGGUUAUUAACAAUACAAACUUUUAAGUCUCCAGAACUGUGAGGCAGAUGGAGGAAAGAGAUCAAACUUUUGACAACAUAAACUGAGAUUUCAAUCACAUCUGCUAGAGAAGUAAAGUACACUGACGGCCUAGUUUUGGGGAUAAAUGAGAACACAUGAAGAAAUGACCAAAUCUGAUAUAAAUAUUCUCUAUUACUGUAGUCAGUCAUCUUGCACUUGUUAUAGCUGUUGGAUGUAGUUAACAUUUACUCACUUACUUCAGCAUCUCUAAUUUCAGCUGAAAUGUCAAAAGACUGAUUCAAACUAUUUAUCAGAUUUACCAUCAGUAACAUGUAAACUGUUUUAUUUGGAGAAGAGUGUGAUUGUAUUCUCAAUACAAUUUUGAAAAUGCUAAGUAACACAACACCAUUGUAUCAUUUCUAAAAGAUGGCAACUGUUGCUGGAAAGAUGCAUGCUUAAUAUUUGGGAGAAGCAUUGUUUUUGAUGCAGCAUGGAGUACUGACUGUUUCUUGAAACAAGUUAAAUGUGAAAUAUUUUGAUAAAGAUAAUGAAAGAGGGCUGUCUUACCAAAAGCUUUUUCUGGGAAACAUCUGCUCAGUGUGAUGAUUGCGUGCAAAGCCUUCGUCCAUGCCAUUGUUUUCAAGGCCUUUUAGUAUGACAGAAAGCAAUGAGUAAAUAGAAAGUCUGAUUAUUUCCUUAAUUUAAUACUGAUUUUCUGCAAACUGAAGCAGAUUAUGCAUGCUUUACAACUGGGAACAUACAGUAUACAUUUAGCCUGCAGUAGGAAUCCUGUCCUUAGCUAUUCAGUAAACAUUAUGUUUAGGCUUGUUAGAUGAGAUGAAGAUUUUCCUUUUUCUGUCAAUGGAGCAAUUGGUCUCUGAGUAAUAGCUAAUCCUGCCUUCGCUGUUUUAAUACAUCAAAGUGCCUCAAACUUUUGAAGACUGUUCUAGUAUUUCAUUCAUGAGAAAAUAAAAGACUUUAAAAUCUCA
Messenger RNA from Melanotaenia boesemani (Boeseman's rainbowfish), 2578 nucleotides. It is a transcript of the gene gjc2, whose product is annotated as gap junction protein gamma 2. The record is from RefSeq and is a predicted model, not a curated record. The transcript has 2 exons. Gene Ontology annotation, cellular component: connexin complex. Lineage: Eukaryota; Metazoa; Chordata; Actinopteri; Atheriniformes; Melanotaeniidae. The coding region runs from base 315 to 1574 and encodes 419 amino acids. Gene Ontology annotation, biological process: cell communication.